Porites evermanni is the source of this 573-nucleotide messenger RNA. The record is from the annotation of a GenBank genome assembly. NCBI's taxonomy places the organism in Eukaryota, Metazoa, Cnidaria, Anthozoa, Scleractinia, Poritidae.
AUGUACCUAGUUGUAAACCUGACCGUAGCUGAUAUUUUUGUCGGAGGAUUUUCUAACUUUUAUCUAUUUGAUUACCUACUCACAUACAGAUGCGAUAUUGCGAAAAUGAACUUAUCCCCGCAACUGUCAAAAAUAAUUGUCUUUUUCUACUUUUGGUUUCCUCUGACUGCUCUUACAAACCUUGCAGUAAUUUCAUUAAAUCGGAUGCAUGCAACAAUUCGUCCCUUGAAACAUCGUCUCAUCAAAAAUUGGGUCAGCGGGGUAACAAUUGCAGGUGUCUGGGUUUUAGCCACAAUAUUUUCAAGUGCCAUUUUAAUACUUAAUAACUAUGGGAAAGAAAGGUCAUAUCAUUUUUACGUAUGGCAAUCAUACUGUUGUUUGAGUCUAUUUGUUAUCUGUGUUUCUUACUCUUGCAUUGUUCUUAAGUUUUUGUGUGGAGCCCAUCCUCCGCACCAUGGUGCAGCCAGCAGACAAAGGAAAUUGACCAUAACAUUAUUCAUAAUGACCAUCGUAUCUUUACUGAUGUGGCUACCAUUUGCGGUUGCUAGUUUUCUUUAUUUUCAAUCCAGUUUG